Messenger RNA from Plasmodium vivax (malaria parasite P. vivax), 1293 nucleotides. RefSeq lists its product as hypothetical. Bases 1 to 1293 code for a protein of 430 amino acids. The record is from RefSeq and is a predicted model, not a curated record. The transcript has 4 exons. Lineage: Eukaryota; Apicomplexa; Aconoidasida; Haemosporida; Plasmodiidae.
AUGGAAAAUAUAAAAAAAAGACUGAGGGAGAGGAAGACCAAGGGGGGAAAAACCAAUGGGGGGAAGACUCCCCCCACUCUGAGUGGACGGACCCAAACGAACAGGUGUGCAAUCGUGAGGAAGGCAAGCAAGCCAUCGGAGAGGAGAAGAGGAAGAGGAAACAUAAGAGAGCUAAUCAGUUUGGAAAAAAAAAUCAUCGUAACAAGAACGCUGAUGCAUAAGAAGAAGUCGAGGCUGGACGAUCUGUACAGCUACACGAGUGGGCGGGAGAAGGUUAUAAAAGAUUUGAACCUGAGCCUGGACAAGGAGGAGGCCUUUUUGCAGGAGUCCCUGGUGGACAGGUUCAAGCGCACCGAGGAGCUCAUCCGGAAAUUUGCCGAAGUCCGGGCGCGGAAAAAGAAGAAGAAGAAACAAGUGCAGCUGCUGAACAUCGAGAUGAGCAAGCUGGAGGUGGAGUUCGAGAGGAAGGAGGAGAAGAUAAAGGAGCUGGACAAGUACAAGAGCUUCCUGAGCAAGCUGGCCAGCACGGAGGGGGGCGCGACAGAAGUGAGCGAAGCGGUGGGAGCGAUAGAAGCGGCUGACGUGGUGAACGUGGCGGACGUGGGGGAGGCACCUUCCAGUGCCGCCCUGGGCGACGCGACUCGCUUCUCCCAGAAGAUGGCCAAAUACACAAACAACUCGCAGCUCCUCAUAGACAAUUUCAACCUGCUGGAGGAGGAGCACCUGCAGCUGAUCGACGAUACGCAAAACGCAGAGUACGAACUGGAGGAGUAUGAAAAAAGGCUGGAGGAUAAGAAAAAAGAAUUUUUAAUAAAAUGCAAUGACAUUAAGAAAAAAAUAAGUCAAAUGGAAGAGCACAUUAAAGAGCACGUAGAACAAACUGGCGAAUAUGAGCAUGCCAUUAAAAACAACCACAGCCAAAUAUCCUUCGAAAAUAUCAGCAGCAAAAUUGAUUUCAUCUGCACGCACUUUAACUACGACGUGAAUACCAACGAGGUUAUGAAGAAGCUGCAGAUAAUGGAGAAUAACAUGUACGCAUACAUCUCCACGCUGACCAAGUACACGGAGGAAAACAGCCAGCUCGUGUACGAGUACCAGCGGGAGCGCGAGCAGGAGAGGCGAAAGCAAAUGCGGUUCGAAAUUAACCUCGACAGGAAGGGGAACAACCAAAGCAAGCAGAUUAAAAGCGCGAAGACUGCGAACAAGAAUUUCGGGGCCAACCAGGAGAAAAAGGAGAAGCGGGAAAAGCGGGAAAACAUCUACACGCUGUUCGAAAAGGACCUCUUCAAGUGA